GUAAAUAUUUGAUCGGGUUCGAAAUUCAGGGUUAAAAACCAACAGCGGAAGUUAAUGGGGAGCUCGAAGUGAGAAGUGGGAGUUAACGAACAUCUAAAUGAAGUUAUUGUUUGUGUAAAUCAAACGAAACAGAGAUGGAGGGACUUCUUAAUAAGUACACUAAUGUGAUGAAGGGCUGGCAGUAUCGUUGGUUCGUGAUGGAUGCUGACUCAGGGAUGCUCGAGUAUUUUGAGAAGGAGGAACACAAAAAGCAGAGACCCAGAGGAUAUGUCCAUCUAGCGGGUGCAGUGAUUUCCCCCUCAGAUGAGGACUCCCAGACUUUCUCCGUCAGUGCUGCCAAUGGAGAAAUCUAUCGGCUCAAAGCUAGUAGUACUAAAGAAAGACAACUCUGGAUAGACAAACUACGGACCACUGCCGAGUUUCACACAAAUCACAUGACCAGUGGCGGUCAACAGUCUGUCCGUCGUGAGUCUAGGUCGUCCUCCCUGUUAAAGACAUUGACAGACGUAGCACCGCCCAAGAAGAAGACAGAGGUGGUGCCCCACGAGGUCCCGGUGAAGUCCCACAAGGCCCCCGCUCCUCGCCCCCACACACUGGACCCGUUCAGGGAGGUCAAGGAGUAUAUCUCGGAGGCCAAUGAGUACGCCGUCCAUCUCGUGGACAAAAUCGAGAGUUUACCUGUGUCGGCUGAACCUAUUGGUGGACUAGAUAAAGACUUGCUGUUACUGAAGGCCACGUCGACUGCCACCCUCAGCAGCCUGGGUCAGUGUCUGAGGAUGCUCCAGCACCAACAGGGUGGAGCGUCGUAUGACUGGCAUGAAUCCCUCACAAGUCAAAGGCACGUCUCCAUCGGCGGUAGCGUGGAGGACCGCCCCUCCCGGAACGGCAGCUUCUCCUCAGUCACUUCCGCCCCAGGACCGAUCGUGUUCCCGGAGGAGAAACCAGAAGGACCAAUUAAUCACACUGAUGAGGAGGAGGAUGAGAAAGGUUACACAGAUGAUGAUCUGGAAGGGGUGGAGGAACACAAGACAAUCAUCCUACAUCUUCUGUCACAGCUCAAACUGGGAAUGGACCUCACUAAAGUGGUGCUUCCUACCUUUAUUUUGGAGAGACGGUCCCUCCUGGAAAUGUUUGCGGACUGUAUGGCUCACCCCGACAUGUUUCUGAAAAUCCCUGAUCUACCUGACCCUGAGUCCAGGAUGCUGGCCGUGAUCGAGUGGUACCUGACCUCAUUCCAUGCAGCCAGACAGGGAUCUGUUGCCAAAAAGCCCUACAACCCAAUCAUAGGCGAGACAUUCCACUGCUCCUGGAAAGUUCCCAAAAAGUCAAAGAACACUUCCACUAACAACAGUAACGUCGACAGCACGGAGAACGAUGUCAGCCCGCAGCAGCAAUCGGGGGGCACAGACGGGGAAACCAAGCUCUUCUACUGUGCAGAGCAGGUGUCUCACCACCCCCCUAUUUCAGCGUUUUACUUUGAAUGCCCAGAGAAACAGAUGAGUAUGAAUGCCUCGAUCUACACCAAGUCCAGGUUCUACGGCAUGUCCAUAGGAGUCAACCUGAUAGGGAAAGUGUGCCUGCGAUUGUUGGAGCACGGAGAGGAGUAUGUGUUUGGACUCCCCAGCGCCUACGCCCGCUCCAUACUGACCGUGCCUUGGGCAGAAAUGGGGGACAAGAUCUCCAUUACGUGUGCCAAAACAGGUUACUCUGCGGCCAUCACCUUCCACACCAAGCCAUUUUAUGGGGGAAAACUUCACCGAGUGUCAGCGGAGGUAAAGAGGGAGGGGUCAGGGGAGGUGACCUGUCGCGUCCAGGGCGAGUGGAACAGCCUGCUGGAAUUUACCUAUGCAGAUGGAACGAAGAAGGUGAUCGAUGUAAAGGACAUUCCGAUUGGAAAGAAGCGGGUCAGACCGGUCAAGCUUCAGGGCGACUUUGAAUCACGGCGACUGUGGCAGCAUGUCACAAAUGCACUCAAAGUGGGUGAUAUCAACACGGCCUCGGAGCACAAAAGAGUGCUUGAGGAGAGACAGAGAGAGGGAGAGAGACAUCGUAAGGAAUCAGGAACACCAUUCCCUAGCAAGUUCUUCCACAAAGAAGAUGAAGGAUGGAGUUAUAACAACCUACUAAAGAAGGGGGAUACAAAGGGGACACUUUAGAUCAACUCCAGGUGGGGAUAGAAAUAGUGAACCCUUGCACAAUAGAGGAAAAACAUAUAAAGGAGAAACUCUGAGGCACACUGGAAGAGGGGGAGGGACAGUAGCAAGCCUGGGAGGAGGAACUUCUGGCCUGUGAUAUUUAAGUGCUAUAAACACUUUGUGAUAUUCUGUAUUCAGGAAGCAUUCUUUCAUUCUCAUCAUCAAGCAAUACACAUUGUGAUGUGUUCUGAACAAGGCAUUUUAUUUUUGAUUAUUUACACUGUAUAUGCUUUGCAGGAUUUAGAGGAAAUAAAAAUCCGAGAAGGAAAUGA
Messenger RNA from Magallana angulata, 2467 nucleotides. Its product is annotated as oxysterol-binding protein-related protein 11-like. The record is from RefSeq and is a predicted model, not a curated record. The transcript is spliced from 20 exons. NCBI's taxonomy places the organism in Eukaryota, Metazoa, Mollusca, Bivalvia, Ostreida, Ostreidae. Gene Ontology annotation, cellular component: membrane; cytosol; intracellular membrane-bounded organelle. Gene Ontology annotation, molecular function: sterol binding. The coding region runs from base 135 to 2156 and encodes 673 amino acids.